AUGCAAAUUGUCUGCUUGGGACUGCUUCUAUCCCAUCUGACCUGGGCAGCACCAACGGUUCAACCACAGGCUGAGAAAACUAGGCAAGACUGUGUGGAAGAACAGAGGGUCACCUACAAGGGUCACCAUGAGAAACAUGGGUAUUAUAUUUUCAAGUAUGUUUACACAUCACCUGGGAGGAAAAAUCAAACGGACAUAAAGGAAGAAAGAAACAAAGACAAUAUUGCUCUUCACCUUUCUGGCAAGAGAAGAAAUCAAGAGCCAGCAUUUAAAGACAACAUUGCCCAAGAGAGAGAGAAAGACUUGUCCCUCCUUGGAGUUGAUAAAAAUAACCAAAUUAGUAAAUCCCAAAAUCUUUUUGAAAAUAGACAGACAACGAAUGAAGACUAUAGUAUUAGUCACAAAGAUAACGCCCACAAUGACCUACAGACGCCCAUUUACCCCGAAUCCACUGGGAAUUAUGGGUCUGAGGAUGGAGACGAUGUUCUCAGCGGACUUCAUGACCAAGAAGAAUAUGGUGCAGCUCUCACCAGAAAUAAUACACAACUUAUAAUGGCGCCAGGAGCUGUGAUUGAACCAUUAGGGGACGAAAACAAAGAUAUCAAACCCAGGAAUGUUCCGAGCAAAAUUCCAGCAAGUGCAAACCAUGCUAAAGCCCCCUCAAAAGGUAAGAAGAAUCAUCAAAGAGAUCCGCAAGCCCCCGAUAUUCCAGCCAAAGGCAAAAGCACGCACCACAUCCAGUACAACACAGACUAUCUAAAACAGUUCCCCACACUCAAAAAAAUCCCCAGUGAUUUCGAAGGCAGCGGUUAUCCAGAUCCUCAGGAGAGGGGGGACAGUAUCUCUCCUUUCAGUGGAGAUGGCCAGCCUUUUAAGGACGUUUCAGGUAAAGGAGAAGCUAUGGGUCCUGACCUGGAGGGUGCAGAUAUUCAAACAGAGCUUUCAGGCCCGGGGGAAGCAGAGACCAUUGACCCCGAAACAGGAGGCCCGGGUUAUAACGAAAUCCCAGAGAGAGCAGAAGAUGGCAGAAAUGCCAUUGGAACCCGAGGUGAAACAGCACGAGAGGCAAACACCGCCGAUGUUAGCCUCGUGGGGGGCAGCAACGACAUCAUAGGGAGCACCAAUUUCAAGGAACUCCCUGGAAAAGAAGGAAACAGAGUGGAUGCAGGCGGCCAAAAUGCUCACCAAGGGAAAGUGGAGUUUCAUUACCCUCAUGUACCCCCAAAAGAGAAAAGAAGAGAAGGCAGUCGUGACGUUGCUGAAAGUACGAAUUAUAAUGAAAUCCCGAGAAAUGGCAAAGCGGGGAGUAGGAAAGGUACGGAACAUUCUAACAGGAAUCAAGUGACCGUGAGUGAAAAGCAAAGGUUUCCUAGUAAAAGCCAAAGUCCAGGCCAGCUCAUUCCUCCUCAGGGCCUUGACAAUGACAUUAAAAGUGAAAUAGGUUCCCACAGUGACCCCAAUAAUGAGGGGACUAUACCCGCACACAGUGGGAGAAAUCAGUACGGUCCCCACAGGCAGAACAGCUCCGCCUGGGGUCAGGGUCUGCCGCGGAGAAGGGGCUCCUGGGCUCACAGAAAAUCCCACCCCAGCAGGAGGGUGAGGCCCCCCAGAAAGCACGGCAGCAGUGAGUCAUCUGACAGCACCAGCUCCAGCGAGAGCGAUGGGGACUAG
Molecule: messenger RNA, 1671 nt
Organism: Myotis lucifugus (little brown bat)
Lineage: Eukaryota; Metazoa; Chordata; Mammalia; Chiroptera; Vespertilionidae
Gene: MEPE
Product: matrix extracellular phosphoglycoprotein
Exons: 4
Coding region: 1-1671 (556 amino acids)
Biological process (GO): biomineral tissue development
Cellular component (GO): extracellular matrix
Molecular function (GO): extracellular matrix protein binding
Source: RefSeq, a predicted model, not a curated record